This is a messenger RNA of Conger conger (European conger), 2137 nucleotides long. RefSeq names its product high-affinity choline transporter 1-like. The transcript has 9 exons. Gene Ontology annotation, molecular function: choline:sodium symporter activity. The record is from RefSeq and is a predicted model, not a curated record. Lineage: Eukaryota; Metazoa; Chordata; Actinopteri; Anguilliformes; Congridae. Bases 68 to 1798 code for a protein of 576 amino acids. Gene Ontology annotation, biological process: choline transport; transmembrane transport; acetylcholine biosynthetic process. Gene Ontology annotation, cellular component: plasma membrane.
CUUAGUCUUAUAACCUUUUUUCUCAAUUUUUUGGGAGUUGGAGUUUCUGGCCUCAUCGAAGGCCACAAUGGCAUCCCAUUCCAACGGGGAAGCACAAGGAGACGCAACAGUGGAAGAGGUGUUACGAGUUGGCGAGGAGGAGAGCGAGACAAUGGCUGCAAACAUCCCAGGGCUGAUAGCUGUCGCUGUGUUUUAUGUGAUCAUUCUGGCAACUGGAAUAUGGGCAUCUCGAAAGUCCAAGCAAGAGGAGAAGAGAAGCACUGGGACUGCGACAGAAGUAACCCUGGUUGCUGGUCGGAAUAUAAAUCUCUUUGUGGGAAUUUUCACAAUGACGGCUACAUGGGUUGGAGGAGGAUAUAUUCUGGGCACUGCUGCAACUGCCUACAACCCUACAAAAGGCUUGUUUUGGGCUUUAAUGCCUUUGGAAUAUUUUAUUAAUUUUUCUGUGGCUGGUCUUUUCUUUGCCAAACGCAUGAGGAGUAAGGAGUAUGUAACUAUGAUGGAUCCCCUCCAGCUGAAGUAUGGGGAAAAUCUGACCUGCAUUAUCCUGAUUCCUGCUGUGAUUUCUGAAAUCCUAUGGGUAGCAUGCAUCAUGGCAAGUUUAGGAGGAACCAUGAGCGUCAUUCUGGAUAUAUCGUCUUUCUACUCUAUCUGCAUCUCAGCUGCUGUGGCAAUAAUAUAUACGCUUCUCGGUGGAAUGUUCUCUGUGGCCUACACUGAUGUCAUACAGUUGGCCUUCAUCUUUAUUAGUUUGUGGCUGUGCGUUCCUUUCCUGAUAAUGAAUCCAGCCUCCGCUGACAUCACACUCACAGCAUUCAAUGGGACCUUCCAAGCUCCUUGGGUGGGAACACUAGACCCAGAGGAUUUGGGGCUGUGGAUAGAUGAUUUUCUGGUUCUGAGUCUAGGAGGUCUGGCUUCUCAAGGUGUACAUCAGAGAAUUCUCUCAGCAGCAUCAUCCAAAGAGGCCCAAGUCAUAUGUUUUGCUGCAGCAGGAUUUUGUUUUAUCCUGGGCAUUCCUUCAGUGCUUCUUGGAGCAGUAGCUGCAUCAACAGACUGGAACAUGACCAGUUAUGGUUCUCCCUCCCCUUAUGAACGUGGUGAAGCUACUAAAAUUCUCCCAAUCGCUCUGCAGCACCUUACUCCCAAGUACGUCUCCAUCUUGGGGAUUGGGGCUGUAGCAGCAGCAGUGAUGUCAUCCAUAGACUCUUUUCUCCUCUCCUCUGCUUCCUUAUUUACCAAUAACUUCUACAAGUCCUUGCUUAGAAAGAAGGCUUCCGACAGAGAGCUGCAGUGGGUGAUCAAGAUCUCAGUGAUGGUAGCUGGACUGGUAGGAAUGGGGCUAGCCUUCUUAGGGAACAAUGUUCUGACCUUCUGGUUCUUGGGUACUGAUGUGAUGUACACCCUGGUUUUGCCUCAGUUCAUCUGCGUUCUCUUCUUCCCCAUCACCAAUGGUUACGGUGCUUUGGGGGGUUGCAUCCUAGGCGUGAUGCUGAGAGUGCUGAGUGGGGAACCCCUCCUCCACUUCAAUCCUGUCAUCCACUUCCCCGGCUGCAGGCUAAUCGACGGCAUCUAUGUCCAGUACUUCCCCUGUCGGACACUAGCGAUGCUGGUGUCCCUGUGUGCUAACAUUCUGAUUUCCUAUGUGACAUCUCUGCUGUUUGAAAAAAGACUCCUGCCAAAGAGGUGGGAUGUACUGCAAGUCAGGACCCACAGUACACCCAGUAGAGCUGAUGAAAAAUCAAAUGUUAACAACAACCUGCCUGGAGUUUCUGAUCAACUGCUUGACACAACUUGUUAGAUUCCAAGUAAAAUGAUUUACUUCAGGUCAGAGGAGGAUACAUGGUUCACUGCUUUGUGUUUAUUGUAUUGGGACUAUAUUUAACAAAUAGGAUACAUUUUGAUAAAAUAAUUGAUAGCUGAAUUCUGAUUAUUAUCUAUGGGAUACAUAUCUAUGGGAACUGUGGGAAUCUAAAUAAGGUUGCUUUCUUUUUUAUGUACUUGCCUCCAAUUAUUCCAAUAAUUUUCUUUGGUUGAUUUUGACUGUUUAAGAUUAGGGAAAAUAGUAAUGAUCAUGCCAAUCAGCUAGAUACUUUACAAUGCUGGUAUAAUUGGAAAACUGUUUGCUGCAAGAACAAAU